Bombina bombina (fire-bellied toad) is the source of this 3450-nucleotide messenger RNA. It is a transcript of the gene SMC1B, whose product is annotated as structural maintenance of chromosomes 1B. The record is from RefSeq and is a predicted model, not a curated record. Gene Ontology annotation, molecular function: ATP hydrolysis activity; ATP binding; protein binding. The coding region runs from base 1 to 2046 and encodes 681 amino acids. The transcript is spliced from 17 exons. Gene Ontology annotation, biological process: sister chromatid cohesion. Gene Ontology annotation, cellular component: cohesin complex; chromosome; nucleus. Lineage: Eukaryota; Metazoa; Chordata; Amphibia; Anura; Bombinatoridae.
AUGUGCCGUUCCCAGAGAAGAAAUUUUGGCCGAUUAGUUGACCUUUGUCACCCAAUUCAUAAGAAGUAUCAGCUGGCAGUCACUAAAGUCUUUGGCAGAUACAUGAAUGCCAUAGUGGUGUCUUCAGAAAAGGUAGCAAGGGAUUGCAUCAGGUUUCUCAAAGAAGAACGUGCAGAACCAGAGACAUUUCUUUCAUUGGACUACCUAGAUAUCAAGCCAAUCAAUGAAAAGUUAAGAGAAAUAAAAGGGGUGAAAAUGAUGAUUGAUGUGAUACAGACUUCAACUCCCUCUCUGAAGAAAGUUAUACAGUUUGUAUGUGGCAAUGGUGUUGUCUGUGAAACUGUGAAGGAAGCCAGACAGAUAGCUUUUGAUGGUCCUGAAAGGCUGAAAACAGUUGCUUUAGAUGGAACUCUGUUUUUAAAGUCUGGUGUCAUUUCUGGAGGAUCAAGUGACUUAAGAUAUAAAGCAAAACGUUGGGAUGAAAAGGAAAUAAGUGAACUCAAAGAGAAAAGAGACAGAUUAAUGAAUGAACUGAGAAAAUUAUUGCUGACAUUAGAAAAAUCCAGGUUAGAGAGUGAGCUAGUAAAUUCUGCUUCUCAGCUUACAAUGCUUAAUGAAGAACUUCAAAAUAGAGCAGUGGAAAUUGAAGACCUUCAACUACAGCGGAAUCAGGUAGAGGAUAUAGUCUUCAAUGUUUUCUGCAAUAAGAUUGGUGUGUCUAACAUUCGUGAAUAUGAAGAAAAGCAUGUUAAAUAUCAGCAAGAAACCGACAAGCGGAAUUUGGAAUAUGAAAAUCAAAUAACUCGCGUUGGAAUUCAGCUUGAUUAUAGUCGAGGACAACUUGAGAAACAGACAAAGACAGUGGAAAAGUUAAAAGAGGCCUUGGCUAAAGAUGAAGAAGACAUUGUCAAGCUUAAAAAAAAUGAGGGCCAAAGUAUGGGAUUAGUAGAUGAAGCUAUGAUCCAGCAGCAGCAAUUCAAAAACCUAUUUACUGUGAAGAAAUCUGAGGUUGGAGAUGCCCAAAAGCUGGUUGAUGAAAUCCGAAAGAAAAUUUUAACUAUGAAUAGGGAAAUAGGGAAGAGGCAGAAAGAAGCCAUGACUAUUGAGAGUCUUAUAGAGCAUAGGAGACUGGAAAGACACAACCUUCUUCUGGAUUGCAAAGUUCAAGAUUUGCAAAUUACGCUUUUAUCCGGUUCACUUAAUGAUAUAACAGAAAUAGAGCUGGAAUCUGAAAGCACACAAUCAACUGCUGAUAUCUAUGAAAGAGAAAGCAAUAUUAACAUAGACUAUACAAAACUUCCAGAAAAUCUAAAGAGUUUAAAUUCUGAAAAUGAGAUAACGGCAGAGCUUAUGAAACUUCGUCAACAAGCCAUUGCAGAAGAAAAUGUUUUACUCAAAACAUCUGCACCAAACCUGAAAGCCAUGGAAAAGUUACAAAAUGUCAGAGACAAAUUUCAAGAAACUGCUGAUGCUUUUGAGGCCAACAGAAGGAAGGCAAGGCUGUGUAGACAAGAAUUUGAACAAGUGAAACAGAAGAGAUAUGAGCUUUUUAGCCAAUGUUUUGAGCAUGUUUCUAUAGCUAUCGAUCAUAUCUACAAGAACCUCUGCAGAAAUGCCAGUGCUCAGGCCUUUCUAAGCCCUGAAAAUCCAGAAGAACCUUAUCUUGACGGAAUUAGUUAUAAUUGUGUUGCUCCUGGAAAACGAUUUAUGCCAAUGGACAACUUAUCAGGCGGAGAGAAAUCAGUAGCAGCUUUGGCUCUUGUGUUUGCAAUUCACAGCUUUCGACCAGCUCCUUUCUUCAUUCUAGAUGAAGUAGAUGCAGCACUGGACAAUACAAAUAUUGGGAAAGUAACUUCUUAUAUCAAGGAGCAAUCAAGAGAACAAUUUCAAAUGGUGGUCAUUUCUCUAAAGGAAGAGUUUUAUUCCAGAGCAGAUGCACUUAUUGGAGUUUGCUCAGAGGAAGAUGAAAACUUUGCUAGCCAAGUUCUGACCCUGGACCUUACAGUUUAUGAAGAAAAUGAUGUGGAUGACAAUAAUAAUGAAUAGAAAAGAAAAUCUGUGAAUGUUUUGCUGAGGACUUUCGUAUUUUAGUAUUUUUGAGUUUGAUUGUUUAUUGAUGCAGUAAUGGUUUCACAUUUCAUUAUAAAUGGUUAGGAAGUUACAUAGCUUGCUGAAAGUGCACUUAAAACAUAACAUUAGAUUGGUUACAUAAUAAAUAUUUAAUGCUUUACAUUUAGUAAAAAGUUAGAGAUGUGGAAGACAAAAUAAAACAUUCAAUAUUCAUAUAGAACACACAGUUAAAAUAAAACUUUCUAAUUUCACUUGUAUUACAUUUAUGUAUUAUGUAUUCAGUAUGCUUAUUUGAGACUUCUUUCCAUGAGAACAUACUGAGGUAGGCAAAGUAGUAUACACAAUUCUUGAGUAUCAAAUAUAAACAUGCAGUGGUCAGGACAUGCAUGCUCCUAAACCUACCUCAGUGUGUUCUAAUGGAAAUGAGUAAAGUUUCAACAAAGGUUACCAAGUGAACAAGAUGAAUUAGGUUAUAGAAGAAAAUUAGGAAGUGUUUUUUUUUUAAUUAUAUGGUCUAUCUGAAAUUUUAUUUUGACUUUCAUGUCUCUAAUAAAGUAAAUAGAUUACAUAUCGCAUACAGUAGGUAUCAAUUACAAAAAUAGUAUUUAAAGGCGAACAUUUAAAAUAUCAUUACUUUAUUCUUAUAUGAUUAAAACAUAAGAAAAUGUUAAAAAUAGCAAAGAAAUGGGUCUGACACAUUUUAUCUUCCUAUGCUUGCCGUAUUUAUAAACCUUAUUUUUAAUAUUUUUUAUGUUUUAAUCAUAUAAGAAUAAAAAGUAUUGGUAUGUUUUUAAAUGCCUCUUUUUCUGGAUACUAUUUUUACAUUCACUAAUUAGCUAGCUUGGAGGAACCUGCAUCCAAGGAGGCGAGGCAUAGGAUGGUGACAACAGUGCAGGGGAGGUAUAGUGAUCUGGGUACCACAGAAGUUACUUUCCUUUUUGUGAUGUAAGUGGAUUUUUGUCAAACAAUUCAGAAUAUUUUUUAGAUUUGAGACUAAAGGUAGGGUAGUGGUUGGCGCCCUGGCUUGUCUCAGAUCAUCGGUAAUGGCGUGGUUGAAAGAGUAGCAUUACCAUUUCGAGUGGAGGUGGUUAACCACAAUGGUUCCUCUCCUUAACUACAGGUAGACUGCAUAUUUAACAAGGCAUAUAGACUUGUAUUUGAUAUACACCACCUUAUGUAUUGAUGAUUUUAUGAAAGGAUUUUGCAAAGUGCUGUUUUUGAUAACAUCCAGUGCUUAGCACUGUGAUGUAUUUUAUUCAAAGGGUUAAUCAUUUGCAUUCAUUAUUGAACUACAUAGGUAUCAAUGUCUGUUAGACUGCUAUUGAAAAGAAAGUUGCAUUAUGAAAUAAUCUGUUUUGACAUUAAAGGGCAUUGAAAUUA